CAAAUUUAGUAGUGGAGGAGCGAACAAGACAGAUGAAAAUGAAAAUGCACCGGUACAAUCAGACAACAGGGUGUGGUUCUAGUCAAGAACUUGAACAUGAGCAAUAUACUAAGUAUAAUAUACAAACCGAUCAGUACAGAAGUUGUGAUAAUGUCUCUGCCAAGUCAUCAGAUAGUGAUGUCAGCGAUGUGUCAGCUAUUUCCCGCACCAGCAGUGCCUCUCGCCUCAGCAGCACAAGUUUUAUGUCAGAGCAAUCCGAGCAUCCAAGAGGCAGAAUCAGUACAUUUACUUCUAAAAUGCAAGGCGGAAGGAUGGGCACUUCAGGGAGAAUCAUCACAAAGAGCACAAGCGUGAGUGGAGAAGUAUAUAAGUUGGAACAGAACGAUGGGAGUCAAUCAGAUACCGCAGUUGGGACAGUCGGAACAGGUGGGAAGAAGAGAAGAUCAAGCCUUAGUGCCAAAGUGGUUGCCAUGGUAUCUCGCAGAAGCAGAAGCACAUCCCAGCUUAGCCAAACAGAGACUGGCAACAAGAAACUGAAAAGCACCAUACAAAGAAGCACAGAGACAGGAAUGGCAGCAGAAAUGAGAAGUCGCAUGGUCCGGCAGCCCAGCCGGGAGUCAACUGAUGGUAGUAUCAACAGUUACAGCUCAGAAGGAAAGUGAGUUGAAGCCUCUGAAAACCAAACGCUCUGUACAUGGGGCUGCCCUUGAAGAGCACCCGGAGGCUUCAACUGGUCCAGAAUGCGGCUGCGUGGGUUAUCAUGGUGCUCCCAUGUUACACUCAUUUUAGGUGGCUUGCACU
This is a messenger RNA of Thamnophis sirtalis, 801 nucleotides long. NCBI's taxonomy places the organism in Eukaryota, Metazoa, Chordata, Lepidosauria, Squamata, Natricidae. The record is from RefSeq and is a predicted model, not a curated record.